AUGGAGGCUCCAGAGAUUGAUGACUUCCAUCGUGCGGUGCGGCCAUUUCUGCUGAUUUCGCAACUCUUUUCGCUGUUUCCCCUUGGGGGACUGUUUGGCCCAACGCUGCAAGACAUUCGAUUUCGUUGGUACGGACCGGGAACUAUUUACAGUAUUUACUUCUUCUUUUCGGCUCUCGUCACACUGACAGCGCACAUUUAUUAUAGUGUUUAUGUUGACACAUCUUUCGGAACAUCGGAAAUUAGUAAUAUUAUAUACUACGUGCUGAACCUGUUCGGUGCAGUCGUGUUCCUGGCAAUAGCUGCCCGCUGGAGAACGAUCAUGGAGAAGUGGCGCAGCCUAGAGGAACCCUUCUUACAUCCACCGUACGCUGAAAGAAGAUUUUGGAGUUUGAAGCGACUUAUCGCGGUCAUUGGCAGUACGAUGUUUGUUCUCGCAUUUUUCGAAGAUUUACUGCACGUUGCUUCGGUUUACUAUACGAAUCUUCAGUUCUAUAAACACUGCGAUAAUAGUACACCAUUCUGGACGCUUUUCUACGAACGUGAACAUCCCAAGUUCUUCCACUACCUGCCGUACAGUUUGCCGGCGGUACUGCUGCUGGAACUGACUCACAAGAUAUUCCUAUACGUAUGGACUUUUAUGGAUCUGUUUAUAAUAUUCGUUGCACUUGGGCUGACCCGUCGGUACGACCAAUUUUAUCGUCAUGCAGUCCGUUACAAGGGUCGUCAUGUGACGGGUACGGUUUGGAAGCAGUUGCGGUUGGACUAUGGAAAAAUCUGUCGUCUGGUGUUGUACAUGGAGGGUAUAAUGGCUCCUAUCAUCGUUAUCACGACUGCUUCCGAUUUAUAUUUCAUUUUCUAUCAGAUGUUCAACUCAUUUCAACUUUCUGUCUCACUCCUGUCCGAGAUGUACUUUAAAUUUUCACUAGCCUUUCUUAUAUUUCGUACACUCGCUAUGCUGAUGUUCGCUUCUAAUAUACAUGUGGCAUCGUUGAGACCACUCGAUAUUUUACGAUCAACACCGAUGAGUUGCUGGACAAUAGAUGUGCAACGCUUUACGCAAGAACUUUUGACGAGUAGAAACUGUCUUUCGGGAUAUGGGUUUUUCUUCCUAAAUCGUGGCGUUAUACUUGCGAUGGCGGGAACGUUAAUCACGUACGAGCUAGUCAUGCUGAAGGAAGUCAAUCCACCGACUGAAAAGGGUGAUUUUUGUAAGGAUGGAUAA
This is a messenger RNA of Anopheles maculipalpis, 1224 nucleotides long. RefSeq names its product gustatory receptor for sugar taste 64b-like. The transcript is spliced from 6 exons. Gene Ontology annotation, molecular function: sweet taste receptor activity. The record is from RefSeq and is a predicted model, not a curated record. The coding region runs from base 1 to 1224 and encodes 407 amino acids. Gene Ontology annotation, cellular component: membrane. Gene Ontology annotation, biological process: sensory perception of sweet taste; detection of chemical stimulus involved in sensory perception of taste. Lineage: Eukaryota; Metazoa; Arthropoda; Insecta; Diptera; Culicidae.